AUGGCGACUACCGUCAGCUCGCUUCGCGUCGACUUCGAGCCCAAGGAUUCAUCGCUGAAGUCUGCUAACAUCAACCUCACUGGUGCUCCGUUGAACCUCCUAAAGCUGUUCGGCUUGCGGCCGACUUCUGUGCCUGUCCCUCCGUUGCCGGAGGGCGUUCGUGUCGUCACGAUAGCAGAGUACAAGCAAGCGGCCGCGUGCCUGGCCGAGGCGUUCGCAGAGGACGAAGUAGUUCGUUAUCCUGUCGAUACACCUGACCGUGCGCACUGGACGGAGCAGGAGAAGUGGGAUCUGCACGUGGAGAUUCUUGAGUAUGUGACGUAUGCUCACAUCCUGAAGGGACUCGUCACUACGGUAGGAGACUUUGAAGCAGUCGCUCUGUGGAUGCCGCCCGGCACAAACAUGGACGACUACCUCACCAUGUUCAAAUCGGGCAUGUGGCGCCUCAACUACCGCCUCUCCGCCGAAGGCAAGCGUCGCUUCUACAACGAAUUCCUGCCCCUCCUCCACGAUACUAAGCACGGAACGCUCGGAGCCCGGGACGCUGACAGUUGGUACCUCGUGUAUAUCGGGACCAGCCUACGCGGUCGCGGCAAAGGCAACGCGAGCAAGCUCAUCCGACACGUAACGAGUCAGGCUGAUAAGGACGGCGUGCCGGUGUAUCUGGAGAGCAGCAACGAGAAGAACCCACCAAUCUAUAGGCGCUUCGGUUUUGAGACCGUGCGUACGGUGUAUCUGCAUCGCGCGGAGAAGAAUGUGGAGCUGGAUAUCAUGGUGAGGGAGCCGGUGAGGGUAGAGAAGAAGUGA
Molecule: messenger RNA, 807 nt
Organism: Paraphaeosphaeria sporulosa
Lineage: Eukaryota; Fungi; Ascomycota; Dothideomycetes; Pleosporales; Didymosphaeriaceae
Exons: 2
Coding region: 1-807 (268 amino acids)
Molecular function (GO): acyltransferase activity, transferring groups other than amino-acyl groups
Source: RefSeq, a predicted model, not a curated record